Molecule: messenger RNA, 1993 nt
Organism: Fukomys damarensis (Damara mole-rat)
Lineage: Eukaryota; Metazoa; Chordata; Mammalia; Rodentia; Bathyergidae
Product: sialic acid-binding Ig-like lectin 5
Exons: 9
Coding region: 2-1714 (570 amino acids)
Biological process (GO): cell adhesion
Cellular component (GO): plasma membrane
Molecular function (GO): sialic acid binding
Source: RefSeq, a predicted model, not a curated record
GAUGCGCUUCCCCUGCACAGCCCUCUGUCUCUGCUCCACUCAGGAGCUGUCAGUCUCCAGGAUGCUGCUGCUGCUGCUGCUGCCGCCGCCCCUGCGGUGGGCAGGGUCUCUGGCUCAUUCUCCGGGAUACCAGCUGACAGCGCCCAAGUCCGUGCUGGUGCAGGAGGGACACAGCGUCUUCAUACCCUGCAGAGUCUACUACCCCUGGAGGUUCUGGAGCAACUUUCCCCCGGCCUGGGGCUCCUGGUUCAAGAAGGAGGCUCGUUAUGACCGGGAUCCUCCAGGGGCCACAAAUCACCCAUCCCGUGAAGCGCUGAAAGAGACCGAGGGCCGGUUCCACCUCCUCGGAGACCCCAGGUCCUACAACUGCUCCCUGCGCAUCAAAGACGCAAGGAAAGAGGACACAGGAGUCUACUUCUUCAGGGUGGAGAGAGGGUAUGAUGUGAAAUACAACUACAGAUGGGACCACCUCUGUGUGUUUGUGACGGAGACCCCUGACGUCCACAUCGCGGGGACCCUGGAGUCUGGCCUCCCUGGGAACAUAACCUGUGCAGUGCCGUGGCCUUGUGAGCAGGGGACGCCGCCCGCCUUCUCCUGGACUGGGGCGAACCUCACGUCUACCCUGGGCCCCGAGACUCCCCGCUCUUCCGUGCUCACCAUCACCCCAGAGCCUCGUCACCACGGCAGCAACCUCACCUGCAGAGUGACCUUCCCUGGGGUCAGUGUGGCCGUGGAGAGGACCGUGCAGCUCAUAGUGGCCUAUGCUCCACGGAACCUGACCAUCCAGGUGUUCCAGAGAAAUAGCACAGGACUUACAGCCCUGGCUGAGGGUUCAUUAUUCCACGUGCAAGAGGGCCAGGCCCUGCGCUUGGUGUGUGUCGCAGACAGCAACCCCCCUGCCGAGCUGAGCUGGACCUGGGGCAGCCUGGCCUUGCAGCCGUCACUGCGCCCAGGCAGUGGGGUUCUGGAGCUGCCUCGGGUGGAACUGGAGGAUGAUGGGAAAUACACCUGCAGGGCUCAGCACCGGCUGGGCUCUCUGACAGCCUCUGUGAGCCUCUUUGUGAAGGGCCCACUACAGCUGCUGGGCCCCUGGUGCUCCUGGGAGGCUGAGGGUCUGGGCUGCAGCUGCUCCUCCCGGGCCCGGCCUGCUCCGUCCCUGCACUGGCGGCUCGGGGAGGAGCUGCUGGAGGGGAACAGCAGCAACGCCUCCUUCACGGUCACCUCCAGCCGGGCUGGGCCCUGGGCCAACAGCUCCCUGAGCCUCCACGGGGGGCUGAGCUCCGGCCUCAGGCUCAGCUGCGAGGCCGGUAAUGCCCACGAGACCCAGAGCACCACUGUCCUGCUGCUGCCAGAGCAACCAGGACCCAGGACAGGCGCGGUUCGGGGAGCCCUUGGGGGAGCCGGUGUUGUGGUCCUGCUCGCUGUCUGUCUCUGUCUCGUCUUCCUCACGGUGAAGAGCUACAGGAGGAACUUGGCAGAAAAAGGAGCACGCAGGGAUGGCACCCGUCCUGCGAUGAGCACCGGCUCCCUGGGUCAUCACGGUCCCCUGAACGCGUCGGAGGCAGCCAGUGCCCCAGCCCAACCGGCCUCUGACACAGGGGAGGAGCAGGAGCUCCACUACGCCUCCCUCAGCUUACAAGGGCUGAAGCCCCGUGAGGCCCCGGACCAGGACUCCAGCGCCACGGAGUACGCGGCGAUCAGGAUCCGGAAGUGACGCCCUCGUCCCGCCCCGCCUCUGGCCCGAGCCCUGCGGAGGCCUGGACGGCGAAGGCGUGUGUCAGAGCAGGGGCUACAAGUGAGCAGCCCUCUGGAUCAGGGCUGAGGUGGGGAGGGAGAGCUCCUUGCAGUGGCUGAAGGUCACUUGGUAAUGACCUUCAAGUCCUUUGGAAGGUCACAGCCAGACUCUGCUACCUCAGGCAAGUCUCUACCUCCCCGUGCCUCCACUUCGCCCCCUGUAAAAUACAGGUAAUAUUAUUAGUAUACGAAGUAAAAA